Molecule: messenger RNA, 337 nt
Organism: Habropoda laboriosa
Lineage: Eukaryota; Metazoa; Arthropoda; Insecta; Hymenoptera; Apidae
Product: lymphocyte antigen 6G
Exons: 4
Coding region: 1-333 (110 amino acids)
Source: RefSeq, a predicted model, not a curated record
AUGGAAGAUAGUUCACGGUUAGCACACGGCAUCAGAUGUUACAAAUGCGGACAGUACAACGAGGGAGUCGGCAGUAUCACGCCGUGCAUCAAUUACACCGCUCACAUGCAUCUGAAGGAGUGUCCACCCUCGUCCGAAUGGUGCAUCAAAUACGUCAGCGAGGGCUCGACAGUUCGAGACUGCGUGCCGUCGUGCGUGGAAAAGGAGGCCUGGAGCACGAGGACGUACUGUUGCCAGCAAGAUGGCUGCAACUCUGCCCCGACGUUCGCGUCCAGCAGCAGCCUCGCGGUCCUCGCGAUCACGAUGUCGGUCCUCCUGGUGUUUCGUGGCUAAUACG